AUGGCACCUGUCGCUGUUCGCGCCGCUGUCAGUCCAGCUCUUGCAGCAACUCCUGUUUCCCGCAACCGCUUAAGCCGGCCCUCUCCCCGCUGCUCUCUUCGGUGUCCCGGUGCCGCGAGUGGCGCUGAGCAUUCCCUCAGCGCAAAUCUAGCGGCACCGCUGCGCCAGCGAUCGUUGGCGCAAACAAGCGCUGCUACGUCGAGGGGUUCAUUGACAGUGGUGGCGAUGGCGGAAUCAGCAAAGAAAGUUGCGAUACUGAUCAACGGCGCGCCCGGCAAGAUGGGGCGCGCGGUGGCGCAGUCCGCCAUCGCGGCGGGCGUGCCGAUAGUGCCGCUGGGGCUGACAGGCCCGGGGCUGCCCAAGGAGCGGCUGACGUACGGCGACGACGCGUCCGUGUACGUGGACGUGUUCCCCGCCGACGAGCGCGACGCGGUGCUGGCGGAGGCGCGCAAGGACUACCCGGAUCUGAUCGUCGUGGACUACACGCUGCCGGCCGCCGUUAACAGCAACGCGGAGUGGUACAUCAAGAACCGCGUGCCGUUUGUGAUGGGCACGACGGGCGGCGACCGCGCGAAGCUGGCGGCGGACGUGGAGGCGAGCGGGCUGCACGCGGUGAUCGCGCCGCAGAUGGGCAAGCAGGUCGUCGCGUUCCUCGCCGCGCUCGAGACGCUCGCGGAGCAGUGCCCGGGCGCGUACGCCGGGUACAAGCUCAAGGUGGUGGAGUCGCACCAGUCGUCCAAGGUGGACACGUCAGGCACGGCGAAAGAGGCCGUACGGUGCUUCCAGAAGCUCGGGGUCGACUAUGACGUCAGCAAGAUCGAGAUGGUGCGCGACCCAUCGGAGCAGAUGGCGCGAAUGGGCGUGCCGGAGAACUACCUCAACGGCCACGCCUUCCACACCUACCACCUUGACUCGCCCGACAACACGGUGUCAUUUGAGUUCCAGCACAACGUGUGUGGUCGCAGCAUCUAUGCCGAUGGCGCCAUUGAUGCCGUGCUCUUCCUCGCUCAGAAGAUCAAGGAGGGAGACACCAGCAAGACACUUUUCAACAUGAUUGAUGUUCUCAAAGCCGGGAGCAUGCGUUGA
Molecule: messenger RNA, 1086 nt
Organism: Closterium sp. NIES-65
Lineage: Eukaryota; Viridiplantae; Streptophyta; Zygnematophyceae; Desmidiales; Closteriaceae
Source: the annotation of a GenBank genome assembly